AGCCCUGCGUGGGAGGCGUGGCGGGCUGGGGGAAGUGGGUGUGGCGACUGGGGAAGGGGCGUGGCUCCAGAGAAGCAAUAUUAUCCUGCCUUCUCCUCCCUGCCCGGGCAGUGUGUGUGCUCAAGGCAGGAGCGGGAGAGCCAGCCAAGCAAGCAGCCUUUGUUUUGGGAAGAGACAAAGGGAGCUUCCUUGGGGAGCGGGAGCCCGGCUUUCUCUGCUUCUCAUGGCUGCUUUACACCGAGCCAGGAGCUCCCGCUUCUGCAGGCUGUUGCUUCUCGCUCUGUUGCAGGCAACCCCUUCCUUUGCUGUGAUUCACUGUACUGGCCCCCAAGAGUGCAAUCAACCGGGGACUAGCUGGACAAGCUUGUGGUAUGUCUGGCUUAUUCUGCUCACGGUGUUCACGCUGCUAAUGUGCGGCAUCGGCGCCAGUUGUGUGAAGUUUUGCUGCCGCAAGAAGAGGCCACCGGUUCAGGCGUUCCCGUCGCACGCCCCCGACCUCACCAUCAUCCCCAUGGACCAUGACAGCACAGCCCACAGCACCGUGACCUCAUACAGUUCUGUCCAAUACCCCCAGAGUUUCCCACUUCCGCUGCCCUUCCGGGAGAUGGACAGGAAUAUGGGGACCCCUCCUGCGUACAGCCUCUACGCCAUCGAACUGCCGCCAUCUUACGACGAGGCCAUCAAAAUGGCCAAGCCGGGCGUCGACGGCCCGAUUGUGGGCCCCAAACUGGACAAGGAUGCCGCCUCACAACCGAUGGCCCCAGAAGAUCAGAACCAGCCCCCGGUGUUACCCGAGCCACCCAACUGCAGCUCUGAGGCAGGACCCGCGGGCAGGCCGGCGAUUCCGGAAGCUUCCGCGGGCAGGCCGGCGGUUCCGGAAGCUUCCGCGGGCAGGCCGGCGGUUCCGGAAGCUUCCGCGGAAGGACAAUCAUAGCUGCAGCCCCUCUUUGGAGGGUGGUAAGUGAAUAUGGACAGUGAGGAGUACUCCAGCUGUGAGGAGAAGCUAUAUAUUUGGUUCACUUGGAGAGACCCAGUUGUCUGGCCCAUGCGGCGAUCUGCUGGAUGGAAGGAAUAUCCCCUGUGACUUCACGAGGCAGUCUUCAAGGAUAACAUGUUCAGCCCUCUGUGGGCGAGAGGUGGCUGGUGCCUGUCCCCUCAUGAGGACUCUAGGCUGGGUGAUCAGAAAAGCAUCCGGCCACUGGCUCUGAGCAGGCGUUGAAGAGGGGCUGUUUCCUCGGACUCCAAAAAACGAGGCAAAGUGUAAAUUUGCGAGAUCUUCUACCCAGAAGAUAGAACAGUCCAGCAAAUUGCUGCAGUAUGGAGCUCGUUGCUAUGUAACGGCAAGCAGUCUCUGACAUCCCGGCAUUUGGACUGGAUGCGUGUGAUGGAUUUUUCAAGGUGCCGUUGUGUCUCAGGAUCUGGGGGGUCUGGAUCUGACCUAAAGGUCAAAUCUGUUCCGACAAAUGUCCCCAUCACAAUACCCGGGCACUGGUUCCUGGUCCGCAGAUCUGGUUUCUUCCUGGUCAAAUUCCAGGCACCCAUUUAGAAAUGUAUAGCGUUUCAACCUGCGCCGGCUACGGAUUUUGCCAAGGAUGCAAACUGUGAAUCUUCUUCCACCAGAGGAGAAAGGGGUGCAAAAUCUAGCAGUGCUGUGCAAGGCCUUAAUGACUGUUUGUAUGUAUUUCAUUGUUGUUAUUAAAUACUUCUUUCUUACAAAA
Messenger RNA from Hemicordylus capensis (graceful crag lizard), 1718 nucleotides. It is a transcript of the gene TMEM52, whose product is annotated as transmembrane protein 52. The record is from RefSeq and is a predicted model, not a curated record. The coding region runs from base 224 to 934 and encodes 236 amino acids. The transcript is spliced from 5 exons. Lineage: Eukaryota; Metazoa; Chordata; Lepidosauria; Squamata; Cordylidae.